ACAUCUGUUUUGCUGCACCUACUGGUAGUGCUUUUGUUUGCAAGAAAAACAAACUAGUUAAGAGAAUUGUUGUGGACAUUGAUUCUUAAUUUAAAAAAUAUAAAAAAAUACACAAAAUGGAGCAACUAUCGGGUGUUAUGAUUAUUAUCAUAAUAGGAGGUGGAGUGCUGACAUUUGUGAUGCUAUUCAUCUUUGCUAAACGACAAAUUAUGCGCUUUACACUACGUAGUCGACGCGGACCACACGUACCCGUGGGUAAUGAUGCAAAGAAGACACUACGCAAGGAGAUUGAGCGACGACUUGAUUGCAUACAGAAAAUUGCACAGGAGCCGCGUUUACUUUGGACUGAUGAUAAGUAUAUUUUGCGUACAGAUCAGCCAUUACCGCCAUAUUAUUAUCGCAUGAAAGCUGUUGACGAUGUGAAAAUUUUGGAAACGGAAAUAAUGCGUAGCGAUGGUAGCAUGCGGCAUCCUUAUGAUAGUUUACGUGCAUUCCUGCUUACAACACUUGCGGCCACCACACUUAAUGGUACGGGACAGCAACGCAUGAUACAUCAAUUUUGUGAUAUGUAUGAGCACGCACGACACGAUCCCAAUGAAUUUGGCAGUGAAGAAUAUGAAGCAUAUCAUCGUUUAUUGCUUAAACUAAUUGAAGCCGCGAAACAAUUAAAAUCUCUGAUCAGCUCACGGAAAACUUCACCCGCACGCACACCGAAAAAACAAACAAAAAUGCAUUCUUUAUUGGAUCCUGCACGUUUACGUCCACCAACAACAACACCUAAACUACCACCCAAUACUGGUUUAGCUGUUGGACAACAAUCAAAAGUGAAUUUGACUUUAGGUCUACAAGGACGCGAUAUGGAUACAGUAGAUAUAGCACCAAAUCCGUUGCAUUUGCAACCACCAGCUGAGCGUGAUAUAAUAAUACGCAAUCGUAUUAAGACGCCCACAUUGGACGAUGUGGAUGAUGAUGAAAUCAAUAAUUUAGGUGGUGGCGAUGGUAGCAUCAAUGACGCGGUGCGUAUAGAAGAUGUUGAAGGUGAAGAUAAUGAAGUGAUGAGCAUUUCAUCGGUACAAUUUCAACCGAAUUCAAGUGUUGUUUGAUUGCUUGAGUACGCGGCGCGUGCACGUUACAUGGCAAGUGCGUUAAGGCGUCUGCUACCGAAAUGAAAGGAAAACAGCAAAUAAAAAUGCACGAACGGAGUGUCAUACAAGUGUUAUGUGUGCAGUACAAAUCUGCUGUAUGAGAUUAAGACACGGAAAUUUUUGGUUUGUUUGAAUGUAAUUCGGGACACUUUACCGCUCUAAACCAAAGUUUUAAUUUAGAGUAUAAAUAAACGAAAUGAUAAUGGAAUAAUAUUUACAUUAAAUAUUAAUAAAAUAUGCUUAAGCUUAAAAUAGUAAUGUAGUUAUAAAAUAUUUCUUUCAAAAUAAGAUUUAAAAUAAUUCCUAGUAUUAAGAUGUAUGUGGCAAUUCAUUGUGAAAUUGAUUUAUAUGUGUUAUAAUAAAUAUUUAACCGAGAAAUACUGAGAAAC
Messenger RNA from Zeugodacus cucurbitae (melon fly), 1534 nucleotides. Its product is annotated as protein C1orf43 homolog. The transcript is spliced from 4 exons. The coding region runs from base 117 to 1103 and encodes 328 amino acids. The record is from RefSeq and is a predicted model, not a curated record. NCBI's taxonomy places the organism in Eukaryota, Metazoa, Arthropoda, Insecta, Diptera, Tephritidae.